AUGUACUUUCCAUGCUUCUUCGAUGAGCGAGAUGUGACACGCGCAGCUCGUGGUGACCAAAUCGCCCGUGGCCAGGUAGAGGCCCAAACUCGCAGAAUGCGAUUUCAAUUCUAUGACCACGCCCUUGAGAUGAUUCUGUCUUCUGAGGCUCCUGAAGAUGACGACCUGGCGGACACCGAGUUCCUGGAGAUCUACAGGGAUGCGGCCGACCUUUACGGCCUAAUUCAUGCCCGCUACAUCGCCUCUCCGAGGGGACUGCAGGUAAUGCGAGACAAGUACCUGAAAGCGGUUUUCGGUACAUGUCCACGGGUGCUUUGUGACCGUCAGCACACUCUGCCCAUGGGUCUCUCAGAGGAUCUACGAGCGGCACAGGUGAAGAUGUUCUGCCCCAGGUGCGAACAGGUCUACUCUGCAAAGAGUAAGUACAGAGAGGUCGAUGGCGCCUGCUUCGGGAUGUCUUUCCCUCAAAUCUUUCUACAGACCUAUCCGUCCCUGAUGCCUUUGGACAUCCCGAG
Symbiodinium sp. CCMP2456 is the source of this 515-nucleotide messenger RNA. NCBI's taxonomy places the organism in Eukaryota, Dinophyceae, Suessiales, Symbiodiniaceae. The record is from the annotation of a GenBank genome assembly.